Molecule: messenger RNA, 1059 nt
Organism: Prunus armeniaca (apricot)
Lineage: Eukaryota; Viridiplantae; Streptophyta; Magnoliopsida; Rosales; Rosaceae
Source: the annotation of a GenBank genome assembly
AUGAAGAAAAGUCAGCAUAAAAGGCUGGGACCCGCGGCUACAUGGAGAUCUUUCAUUCCAGCAGGGUGGACCUCCAAGAGAGGUCACUUUUGCUCUUAUUGGCCAAGUGUCGGUAGUAACUUUGUGAAUUGGUCUGCGGUUUGCUAUGAGAAAUAUGCUGCAAAUUUAAGCGAUUGGAUGCUAUAUCUAAAGUCUGGUUUAGUAAGUGAUGCUGCCAAGGUUAAUGUCAUGGUCGGUGAGCGCCGCCUGUGCCCAUAUUGGAUUGAUGAAAUUAGACAAUUGAUUAAGGGUAUUUCACACCUUCAUUCAAUUGGUAUUGGUCUAUAUCAUGGUGCAUUGAACAAGAGUUUAAGUUAUAUUCUUGUUGGUGGUUCCUUCAAGCUAAUCAAUGUGGAAGAUUGUUUUGGAAAGGAUAUUCACUUUGUUGUCAAAGUUUGGUAUUCCCUCAUCCAGCACGCUGGAUAUGUGAAUAGUCUGAAGAACCAUCCUUUCUUGAAGACUCACAAUGGUAGGAUGCGGCCUUGGAAUACUAAAGCUGCAAUUGCUUCGUGGAAAGAUUACAUGAAGGAGAUUUAUCGUCAUAUGGAUUCUGAUUAUGAUGGUUCGUUGAUGGUGGACCUUCUUAGAUUUCAUCGAAAUCUCUAUCAGCACUACAUUCAUGUUAAUUGCCGCAAACGUGGAGGGGUUAGGGUUAUUAUUGAAGAAGUCGUUGCUGAUGCUCGAAGUGAUGUUCUUCACAUGAUUCCAUUCCCUACUGUGGACCAAGCUUAUGCCUAUGUUCGCCGUGAAGAUGUUCGACAAGCUGUGAUGAUGGGUUCCUCUGUACCCACUAGCAUUAGCUUAGCGGCCAAGAGUGCGCCUCGAUCAGGUCCCCUUACUCGUGCCGGACAUCCCCAUAAUUCCUCUACUGCGGCCUACCUUCAGAUCCAGUCAUAUGUUACUGCUGGUGGUAUGCCACCUCCUAAAACCAUCCCACCUUUCAUACCCCAAAGUUCUGACGGAUGGCAGUGGUUGUACGCACUGUGGCAACCCCAAACAUACACGCGAUACCUGUUUUAA